This is a messenger RNA of Rotaria socialis, 1479 nucleotides long. Lineage: Eukaryota; Metazoa; Rotifera; Eurotatoria; Philodinida; Philodinidae. The record is from the annotation of a GenBank genome assembly.
AUGCCCGAAUAUGGGAGAGUCGUUUUAACGUUAAGUAAUGUUUUAUUACCACCAGAAAAACUUUAUCCAAAUCCAACACCUUCAAUUAUCGAGGGUUUACCUUACGAUGUUGAAUAUGAUUUAAGAUUAAUCGGUUGUGAACUUAUACAAUCGGCAUGUUUAUUAUUAAAAUUACCACAAACAGCUGUAGCAACAGGCCAAGUAUUAUUCCAUCGGUACUAUUAUUCAUCAUCGUUCGUUCGUCGUCCAAUGGAAAUAUUUGCAAUGGCUUGUACAAAUCUUGCAGCUAAAAUCGAAGAAAAUGCUCGUCGAAUACGAGAUGUGAUCAAUGUGUUUCAUCAUAUUAAACAAGUUCGAUCGGGAAAAACUAUUCGUCCAUUAUUGGUUGAUCAAGCUUAUAUUGAUCGAAAAGGUGAAGUUAUUAAAGCUGAAAGACGUGUACUCAAAGAGCUUGGAUUUUGUGUUUAUGUUAAACAUCCACACAAAAUGAUCACAAUGUAUUUGAAAGUGCUAGAAAAAGAACGUGAAAAGAAUCUUGUACAAACUGCUUGGAAUUAUAUGAAUGAUAGUUUACGAACAGAUAUUUUUCUACGCUUCACUCCUGAAACGAUUGCUUGUGCCUGUAUUGAUUUAGCAGCACGUACUCUUCAAAUCGCAUUACCAAAAAAUCCUCCAUGGUAUAUUAUAUUUGGUGCAAAACAUGAUGAGAUUCAUUUUAUUAUGAUAGCUAUUCUUCGCUUGUACAACCAUCGACCAAAAUCACUGGAUGAUCUUGAAAAAAAUGUGAAUACACUUCGUGAAAAACGAGAAGAUGAAAGGAGAAAAUUACGACCUGACACAAGUCAACCAGUUGAGUUAGGCAAUGAUUCACCAUCUCAACAACAAAUCGCUCAAAAUUCUAUAGUAUCAUCGGUCGUGAGUACAACAAUGACUGUUGUACAACAACAACAACAUAUUGCAACUGUGAUUUCAACGAUACAAGAAACAACAAAUGUAACAACGACAGCAACAACAAAUGGAAAAGUGAUUAAAAAACAUGAUAAAGGAAGCUCAAUAGAAUCGUCAACAGUGAAUCAACAUCGACAUCAUCAUUCAAGACGAAAACGAAGUGGUACAAGAAGCAGAUCAUCGUCUCGAUCAAGUUCACAUUCUUCAACUCGUCGAUUGCAUAAGAAAAAGAAAACUACUCAUCGAAGUCGUUCGCGAUCUCGCUCAUCAACACCCAAAAGACGAAAACAUCAAAAAGACAAACGACAUCGUAGUCGUUCAUCGAAUCAUCGAAAAAAAGAUAGAAAACGACGAUCACGUUCAUCAUCAUCCGAAGAAAGUCCUUAUUCAAAGAGUAACAAUAAACAUCCACUAUCAACUAAGGAUACCAAUCAUAAUCUACAUCAACGUUCACAUCAUCAUCAUCAUUCAUCGAAACAUUCAAAUGGUGUUUCUUCGUCAUCGUCAUCACACAAAAAGUUAAAACACUAG